Molecule: messenger RNA, 5421 nt
Organism: Mucor velutinosus
Lineage: Eukaryota; Fungi; Mucoromycota; Mucoromycetes; Mucorales; Mucoraceae
Product: Vacuolar protein sorting-associated protein 13
Exons: 7
Coding region: 1-5421 (1806 amino acids)
Source: RefSeq, a predicted model, not a curated record
AUGCCGUCCCACUCGGAUAAUCGACUAGAACUGCUACGCUCCAAUAUGAUGGAUACUGGAGGAGUGGAAGAGAAAGUGGAAGUGAACCAGAGACAUUUGAUCGAUAAAAUCCUUGCUAGAUACUCUGCUGAAUACGUCUUGUACAGAGAAUUGAUGCAGAAUGCCGAUGAUGCCUCUUCUACCAGUAUUUCUAUCCAUUUUCACUCUACCUCACCCGAUACGACAAAGCCGCCUAAUCUACAAGCCAAAUGCGACAAGAUUAUAUUUAAAAACAAUGGCAUGGCAUUUCGCCCUGAGGAUUGGCAAAGAUUGAAGAGAAUCGCAGAAGGAAAUCCAGACGAGCAGAAGAUUGGUGCAUUUGGUGUUGGUUUCUACUCACUUUUCUCGGUCUGUGAGAAUCCCUUCGUUUUUUCAGGAUCACAGUGCAUGGCCUUUUACUUUAAAGGCGAUCAAUUAUUCGCAAAAAGAGCAGAUGUGCCCGACAAAGAUAUUGAUCCAUGGACAUCGUUUUUGAUGGAUCUGCGAGAGCCCAUGGAAAUGCCUGAUUUCGACCAUUUCUCGAGAUUCUUGACUACCAGCAUGGGAUUCACAGCCAACUUAAAACAAGUAGCCAUCUACUUUGAUGAUCAACCCAUAUUUAAAAUCACCAAACGAGAAGCUGAACCCAGAUCCAUGGCCGUUGAUACCCGCAAAAUGAUGCUGACUACACCACAACGCAUGUUUACCAUCACCGGCGCUGACAUGAGACAGAUACAGCUGGAUGCCGAGAAAUACACACCUCCCUCGCUGUUUGCGCCACUGACCAACUUUUUAUCCAGCAAAUCUAAAUUACCAUCCUCUAGCAACAAUGACGGUAGAAACGAAAAGGGACUACCAGUAGAAAAGGCCAGCAUCUUUCUUCGAGUGGUUGCAGGUGCAUUAAAAGUAAGUGUAUCUCGAGACUUUGAAAAGGAGAUGGAGAGAGCCACCAAAAAGAAACCACCUAGCACCACCAAAUUUCAGCUUGUGUAUACCGGAAAAGAGGAAUUGGAUGUAUCAGAGAACGGAAACCAGAUAUUCAAGGACCUGAUCCCCUUUCCUCAUCAGGGCCGUGUGUUUAUUGGAUUUCCUACACAUCAAACGACCGGGUGUUGCUGUCAUAUGGCGUCUCGAUUUAUACCCACUGUCGAAAGAGAGAGCAUUGAUUUUGCAGACAGAUACAUUAGUGUGUGGAAUAAGGAGCUGUUGGCGGCUGGUGGGUUAUUAGCAAGAAUGGUAUACAAUGAUGAAAUGGCACAAAUAGCCAGGCUGUACCGUGAACUGGUGGGGUUUGAUGCAGAGGUAGACAAGAUCAAAGCAGAGGAGCAAAAAGACAACGCCAAGAUCAUGCUAGAGAAGAGAGCAGCCCACGCACUGCAUUCAUUCACAUUUCAGCAUUCCACACCAAGCACCAUCGUCAGUAAACUGCAAGAAGAACAAUUUUUUGCCUCUUGCAAGGUACCUCUGGAUGUGAUGACUUCGCACGGCAUCCAACCCAUCACGAUUGCAAGAAGCGUGCCUGAUUAUACCUCUGUUAAGGGCAACGAGAUUACUAAAUUGCUGGAUGGCUUUGUCAAGACGAUACCCACCAUCACACCUGUCAUUUCAGAAGACUGCAAGGAUAGUAUCACCAAGCUAACUAAAUUCAACAUGCUGGUACCACUUGGAUUCAAUGACGUGUUAAAGGAGCUCGACACAAGAUCGCUAGAAGAGAAGGAAAUGGUGUGCUGUCUCAAGUGGUGGUUCAAGUGCAACAAGAACGACGAGUGUAUACCCAGACAAACAAAAGAUCAUGUCAUCAACAAUGCUAGUGCGCGUCAAAAGUUCCUGGAGGCUGCCAUCAUGAAUCGUGGUGAAGAGCGUGGUUUGCUGCAAUUGUCUCAUACACGAUGGUUUCUGAACCCCAAGACCAUUCCUGCGGACAUGCCACUUCCUCAAGAUACCAUGCCUAUCACUGUCUCUGCAGGUCUUCCUCAGUCGGAUAUGAUCAGCUACCUAGGGAACAUGAGCGAACUAACUGUAGUGCACUGGAUUCAAUUCAUUGCACAAUCCAAGGUCGAGCUGGAAACAUCAAAGGAUUUUGCAGAACGUGUGUUGAUUGUUGCCAGCAAGAGCUAUGUGCAUACAUCCUCCACCAAAACUCAAGCUGAUCUGGUGCAAAUACUUCGAGCAAAACGCUGUAUGCCAACUCGAUUUGGUAUGAAACUACCUCAAGACGCUUAUUUCUCAUCUGUCAAGCUGUUUGAUGAUCUGCCUAUUGUGGAUUUCUCCAAGAAGAGUAUCAAUGACACCUUCUUGACGGCACUGGGUGUCCGUAAACAUGUUGAGCUACAAAUGGUGUUUGAUCGAUUAAUUUCUGAUGGCAGUUGGUCUCAUGUGGACCUUGUCAAAUACCUUGCAUCUGAAGCAACCACAUUGAGCGACAUUGAAAUCAAGCGAUUACGAGAAACUGCCAUUUUUACAAAGGAAGGUGAAGAGCCACGCUUGAAAGAGAUCAACAAGCCAAGUGGUGUACUGGACGGUGAAGGAAAACCCAUCAUGGAGAAGCAAACCAAAAAGGUGUAUAAGCGUUAUCGUGCUGGUGAUCUGUUUGCACCUACCGAUAUCGUGCGAGAUCUCAACUUGCCCACCAUCUAUUGGACCCGCAUGCCUCGAUGGAGACCUGACAGUGCAGAAGCUAAAUUCCUGGAAAGGCUGGGACUCAACAUCAAACCUCCCUUGGCCUCGUUACUGUUGCUAGCAGCGCCUGAUACCAAUACGACAGCUGAAAGGGUCGCUAUUCAAAGACGUGCUCUCACUUAUCUCAUUGAAAAUCGCCAAGAUUACAACGACACAUACAAUGUUAACGCCAUCCAGAUCAAGUUCUUGCCUUGUUCAGAUGGCAAAACGUACGCUGCUCCCAAGGAUUGUUACUCUAACCCUAAUGUGCAGCUGCUUGGCUUCCAGGUGCUUCAUUCAGACUUGAGUUCUGUGUGUGACAAACUCGGUGUACGGGAGAACCCACCUUCUGAUAAACUGAUUGCUGCCUUUGUCGACAGACUGGAAACAAACCAUGAUGCAGCGCGCAAGAUCUUUGAGUACAUGGCAACACGUAUGGGUGAGUUCUCUCGUGGACAGUGGGAUUUGCUAAGGCAGCUCGCCUUUAUUCCUGUGCAAGGCAAGCAAGGACCUGCUCAACUCCAUCAACCUUCACAAGUCUAUUUUGAAACCGACACCUCUGCCAUGACUUUCCACAAAGAACUGUUUGUGUAUGUCAGCUUUGGGUCUCAAGCAAACCGCUUCUUGCGUUCGUGCGGUGUCAAGGAUGAACCAACGACUGCUGAAUUGGCUGCCCUGCUUGUCAAAGAUCCACAGCGUUAUUGGGAGUUGAGUGGUGGUGGUGAGCGCUACAUCGAGGUACUGCGUCAGAUUGCUGGCCAAUUCAAUUUGAUCAAGUCAGAUAGACAGCUGCUGAAUGACAUGAAGACAAAGCCUUUCUUGGUGGGUACCAAGCGCACAACUCUAUCUGAACAACAACAGCAGCAAGAAAAGUUGGGCAACGAUGAGGAUGUUGCAGAAGAGGAAUUUGUGCAGUAUAGACUUGCCAAGGCCGCUGAUAUCUUUAUAAACAAUGACACCAUGGCUCAGCAGAUCUUUAGUCCACUGUCAGCUCCCAUGGAGGAAGUGUUGGAGGAAUUCUAUAUCAAUUUGGGCAGUAAAAUGCUCUCCAGCCAAAUUACGGAAACUUACUCCUAUGCCACCCAUUUGGGCGUUACCAUGGCAACCAAGAAAAUCACUGGCAUGAUCUUUGAGCGUGCGCCCAUCGGUAUCUAUCAGAUGGUGAAUGACGGACACAAGAAGAAGAAAGAUCUCUUGCGAGACGAAAAGUACAUCAAGCAGCAUCUCAAGGUCACUCAAGUCAAGGAUCUCAAGAUUGUUCGCACCUUUCGACACACCAAUGAAAAGAACAUUCAGCCCACCACAGCAUGCGCUGAUAUCACCAACUUUCAAAUCUAUGUGUCGGAUGCCAACGACAUUGAUUACUACGACAUUGCUCAUUCCUUGUGUCGCUUGAUCUUUGCUCGUACCCGCUUCAACGAUGCUAUUGUGAUGGAGCGUUACUUGACAACCAGCUUGUACAAUUUGCGUCGCAAAAAUGUCCCUGUGGAUCGCAUUCUCAACAUCAAGAAACGACAAGAUGCUGCUCCUGCCUACACGCCUCCUACGCCUACGCCUCCGCCUACCUCAACCAACAACACCCAUCAAACCCAAAGAGCACCUGCAACACCACCUCCGAACAUGCCCAAGCCUCUGUUACCCAAAGAACUGGAUACCUACACAAAGCAAGUCAAGGAAGUGUUUGGUGAUUGCCAGGAUGCUUACAUCCGACAACUGUUGUCGCAACAGCACACUGAUCACGUUCAAAAUGUCAUCACCAGGCUACUUCGCGAGGACUAUCCCAAGGUCAAGAUGCCUGGACAAGAUUUGGAAAAGUCGAUUGUGUCUGAAGAAGAAGAACUCAAAAAGCAGAUUGAAGCAGCUGCUGCUCAACAACGUCUUCAAGCAAAGGCUGAGAGAUCUACUGGUGGCUUCAUGAACAAGAUCCUGAGCAGCUGGAGAUCGAGCCCCUCUUCUCCCGUCGCACCGCCUCCUUCAUCUCAUCCUCCCACCCAAACAACAUCAUCGCUCAUUGCCAACGAGAUUACAAAGCAGAUCGAGGAAAGCUCACAAAAGCCCAAGCUACCGAAGCCUGAUCAAACCAUCACGCCCAAUUUCACUGCCAACAUUCAACAAAACCUCAAGCGAGCCAUUCAUUCAUGCAAACCCUAUGCUGGUCAGGACCUGUAUUCACCCCCUCGCAUCAACCAAGUCAAUGAGUCAUCCACUUACUGCGAUUCAGCGUCUGGCCAAGACUUGACCUAUGUCGGUAACGUUAUGGGCAUGGAGUUCUUUGUGCAUCGUACUGUGCAUCCGGACGAUGUGUUGCAACAAUACGGUCAACCCAUGGCACGAUUCAACAGCAUUCUCACUGCAUUGGCUCGUGUGUUUGAACUCAAGCUCGCCACCAUCCAAAUCUACUACGAUACUGAGGGUCCCACUAUUGCGUUCAAUCUGAGCGGCAGCUUGUUUAUGAAUUUGAGAUACUAUCUGGCGUUGCAUGACACGACCGACAAGCAGCAGGAGUCAAGCAAAAGAAAAGAAGCACUCAUCUAUUGGUUCAUGACACUCUGCCAUGAAUUGGCUCACAAUUUUGUCGGUCAACAUGACUCUACUCAUGAAUUCUACAUGUCGUCUUUUGCAGAGACCUAUCUCGAAUCUCUGAUGAAUUACAUCUAUGGCCCAUCUGAUCAUCCUGUUGCCGAUCCUCAACCACCCACUUCUACUGUUGCUAAAACUAAUCCAUCGCUUGAUCUCUUGGAUUGA